AUGGAUGUCAUCGUCGACCCGCCCGCCGAGCAGUUCGCCACCUUUCCGCAUCAAGGGAUUGCCUCAGGGUACGGAUUUGACAUUGAUUUGAUGAAGCGAUCCAUGGACGCUGUUGCUGGCCCAGAAAACGUGAAAAAAGCUCGCUGGAACAACGGUCAAGCCGCAGAUCCGUCCAUUGACGCACGCUACUCCAACUACGGCUACGGUCCAGGCAAACCAAGCUCUAUAUACCACCGGAAUGAAUCAAAAUAUCGGCCUCAACAACAUGGGUCUCACCCUCAACACCCAGCAAAACGGUCUCGGCAUCAAUGCCAUGAAUGGUGCUCAGGGACAGAUGCAAUCAUCAGGCUCGGCCAGCGGAAUGCCUCCCAGCCCCAUCGGAGGCGCCGGUCAAGCUUAUCUAAAUGGCCUCGGUGGCAUGGCACCAACGGCUUUGGUUACAAUAACGGGAUGGGUGUCAAUGGUAUGGGCAUGGGCAUGGGUAUGGGCAAGUGCUCGUUUGAUCCCUAUCGAUUCCCACUAACCCGUAAAAUCCAGGCCGGACAGCGCCCCAAUCAACUUAGUGUGCCUGGCACCACCAACACUUUUGCUGCUGCAGCAGUCGCAGCAGCCGCUGCCGCAAACAACCAGACUGGCCGUACCGUCUAUGUUGGUAACCUUCCGGCCGAUGCAUCCGUAGACGAACUUCUCAACUUGGUCCGCUUUGGGCCUCUUGAGUCCGUGCGUGUGUUGCCAGAAAAAUCAUGCGUCUUCAUCUCCUUCUUGGAUGGCGCCACGGCUGCUGCCUUCCACGCGGACGCAACUGUCAAGAAGCUCGCACUGCAUGGACAAGAGCUCAAGAUUGGCUGGGGAAAGCCUAGCCCCGUCCCAAGCCAGGUCAUGCUCAGCAUUCAGCAGAGCAACGCAAGCCGCAACGUCUACCUCGGUGGUCUGGACGAGAACAUGACCGAGGAGCAGCUUCGUGACGAUCUGAGCCGAUUCGGUCUUAUUGACCAAGUGAAAAUUGUACGCGACAAGAAUAUUGGGUUUGUUCACUUCCUCAGCAUCUCGGUUGCAACCAAGGUUGUUGCUACCCUCCCUACCGAACCAGCCUGGGCAGGAAAGCGUGUGAACUAUGGCAAGGAUCGAUGCGCCUAUGUCCCCAAGUCGCAGCAAACACAGGGCAACGCUAUGGCCACUGCUGCCGCCACAGCGGGAAUUACAGGCUUCACGCCCUUUUCCCCGCUCGCCAGCACCGGCGCAUUCGGUCUAGGUGUUACCGGUUUCGAGUCACCUACCUCUCCGGCAUUUGCCAUGGCUGCUGCCGCCGCCGCCGCUGCGGGAACCCAAAUGAACAGGACCGUCUAUCUUGGGAACAUUCACCCUGAGACAACCACUGAAGAUUUGUGCAAUGCGAUCCGUGGAGGUGUAUUGCAAAGCAUUAGGUACAUGCAAGAUAAGCAUAUUGCUUUUGUAACGUUCGUGGAUGCUGGUUCUGCAUUUACUUUCUACCAAGUCGCUACGUACCAAGGCAUGACGCUCAACAACCGGCGUCUCAAGAUUGGUUGGGGCAAGAACAGUGGCCCUCUGCCCCCUGCCUUGGCUAUCGCAGUACACUCUGGAGCCACUCGUAACGUCUACAUUGGUAAUAUUGAAGACUUUGAAAACUUUUCGGAGGAGAAACUUCGCCGUGACUUUGAAGAAUUCGGCGAUAUUGAGCUGAUCAACUUUUUGAAGGAAAAGGGCGCUGCCUUUAUCAACUUUACGAACAUCGCUAGCGCAAUCAAGGCUAUUGAUGCUGUCAAGAACCGUGAACCAUACUCUGGACUUCGCGUUUCGUAUGGAAAGGACCGCUGCGCCAAUGCUCCUCGCACCCAAUCCGCUGUGCGACCUCGUGGCAACGGUGGCCACUCCCCCUCGGCAGUCACCUUGGACGGCGACGAUCUUGCUCGCUCGCCUUCGAUCCAGGUUGAUACCAUUGAUACCCAAGUCAUCGAGUAA
Rhizoctonia solani is the source of this 1980-nucleotide messenger RNA. Its product is annotated as RNA recognition motif protein. Bases 1 to 1980 code for a protein of 659 amino acids. The transcript has 8 exons. Gene Ontology annotation, cellular component: cytoplasmic stress granule. Gene Ontology annotation, biological process: mRNA splicing, via spliceosome. The record is from RefSeq and is a predicted model, not a curated record. Lineage: Eukaryota; Fungi; Basidiomycota; Agaricomycetes; Cantharellales; Ceratobasidiaceae. Gene Ontology annotation, molecular function: mRNA binding.